Molecule: messenger RNA, 1862 nt
Organism: Eublepharis macularius
Lineage: Eukaryota; Metazoa; Chordata; Lepidosauria; Squamata; Eublepharidae
Gene: COMMD8
Product: COMM domain containing 8
Exons: 5
Coding region: 30-557 (175 amino acids)
Source: RefSeq, a predicted model, not a curated record
AGGGCGGGCCAAGGAAAAAAAACCGAAACAUGAAGCGGCUAGAGAAAUUGCCGGCUGAGGAAACGUUGAAGUUCCUCCACCAAGUAGUUGAUGGUGUUUGUGGCCGGGCGUAUCCUCGUUACCAAGACUAUAACACUGUUUGGAAUUUGACAGAAUGGAUGGAAGUUUUAGAACAGGUGGCCACAUAUUUCAAAUCCACAGUUGGCAAAAAUCUCUCAGAUGAAGAGGCUCUUCAGCAACUGAGCGAGCUGAGUGCUGAUUCUCAAAGAGUAAUAGUGACUUGCUUGAAAGGCAGAAAGCCUGAUAUCAGGCACGCACUGAUUCAGAGAACAGAUGCCAUCUCUUCUGCACGGCUACAGGAUUUUGACUGGCAGCUAAAGCUCGCCCUGUCCAGUGAUAAGCUCUCCGUGCUGCAAAUGCCGCUUCUGAAUCUUGACCUGGAUGUGUCCGAGGAUGGAGACCCAAAGCAGCUCUCUGUGGAAAUGAAUAAGGAGGAGCUGCAAAACCUACUCAGUGCGUUGGAAGCUGCUAAUAAAGUUGUCCUGCAGUUGAAAUAAUCUGAACUAUUUGGGAUGUCGGUCAGUGAGGAGGAAAUCGGCCUGUGUUCCACGCAGCGCAAGCCUUUAUGCUUCUGAAGUCCCUGCUGAAGAGUGAGGGGAGACUCUCGCCAAGAGCCUCAACCCUGAUCUACACUAAACCAAAAUAAACAAAAACACACGAGAGCUCAUUCAUGGUUAGUGAAAAGAGAAACAGCUUUGAGACACGGCUGCAGCCUUUCCGAGAAGUCUUGAGGACCAUGUUUAAGAGCUCGUUGGAGACCCUGAAGAUAUAUUGACCUUUUGUUGUCUUGUGCUACUAGCAAAGCAGCAAUAAUUUACCCCCUAAGUGUGAAUAUUCCUUGCCUGCUUUGUUCAACAUUCAUGUAAGUAGAUUCCAGAUCAGGACUGCAAAAUGGUUUUCAUAGAAGCCAAUCAACUGCCUAGGAAGUGUGUUUCUUUGUCCGUAAUGAGCUCUUGUGCUAAACGCCGUGAAGUAUUGUCUUCCGUUAAUUGUGUCAGAAUGGAAAUGGCAAACUGGAGGGGCUGCCAGAGCCAAACAGACUUUUGACAGCAACGGAGUGGGCCUGCACACCGGGGGCUGAAUACUAGAAGAAUGAAUAAAUAGUUGUCCCUCUGGAAAAAAAGGUCUUGAAACCAUCAGACGUGUAAAUGAAAGUUCAUAUAUUUAUUUCAUAUUAAAAAAGUAUUAUGCCAUCACUAAUAGGCAAGGGCAAGCAUUCCACCUCUUUGGGCUUGUGAUUGGCCCCUCUGCAUUUGCCUUUGUCUGUGUGUGAGAUGGGUUGGUUUUUAUUAAUGGGAGAGUAGACUGUGAAGGAGAAAUGAAAUCCUCCUUAGAGAGCUGAAACCUACAUAACUUUGCUCUCCUUGUGGUAGUACAGUCUAGCUGAUAACUGUCAAGAUAAUUGCUUGCAGAGAGUUCGUCCACAAAGUUAAUACACAGUAGCUAAUAGCAUAUUUUAGUUUGUAUUAAAAUUUGUGUGCAUACGUAACUUUAAAGAAAGCAUUCAAGGUAAAUGUAAGAACCACUUGUCUGUCCUUUUCUAGCACGUUGUUGUAUUGAGCUUGAAUUUUUCAGUCUUGUCCUUUUGCUGUCCCAGUGGGGGAAGGGAGGAAGUCGUGCUAUAAUUGUAACCACAAGGAAUGAUUACUGCUUCUCCACAGACUAUCACUGAAAGAGACUGGAAAGAAGCAAUAAGCUGUGAAAAGCUAACUAAAUACAUUGCAUGUGUCAAAUUAUAAAACAAUUUUUCUACGAAAAUUCUUUGUACCAAAAUUCAUUAAUAAAGUGCAUAAUUAACAAUU